Messenger RNA from Molossus molossus (Pallas's mastiff bat), 2910 nucleotides. It is a transcript of the gene BHLHE40, whose product is annotated as basic helix-loop-helix family member e40. The coding region runs from base 269 to 1507 and encodes 412 amino acids. The record is from RefSeq and is a predicted model, not a curated record. Lineage: Eukaryota; Metazoa; Chordata; Mammalia; Chiroptera; Molossidae. The transcript is spliced from 5 exons. Gene Ontology annotation, biological process: regulation of neurogenesis; circadian regulation of gene expression; anterior/posterior pattern specification. Gene Ontology annotation, cellular component: nucleus. Gene Ontology annotation, molecular function: protein dimerization activity; RNA polymerase II cis-regulatory region sequence-specific DNA binding; DNA-binding transcription factor activity, RNA polymerase II-specific.
UUCACUUGGCUCACACGGCGCAGAAGGCACUGGGAGCACACACCGCCAGGCUGUGCGCAGAGCCGGAGCCAGAGGCCGCGGACACCCAAUGCACGCCCCCAGCUGAAGCAGAAGCACCUCGGAGCCGCAACCCCGGCAGCCCAGCGGCUCUCAGGGAGCUGAGAUCUAGAGGAAGCCCAGCAGAGAGAGCUCCGAGGCCCCACCAGGACUGUCCUCACCGUCGCUCUUCUGCAGACAGGCGCGCACAGUGGCCCCGGCUCGCCGUGCCAUGGAGCGGAUCCCCAGCGCGCAGCCGCCCCCCUCCUGCCUGCCCAAGGCGCCAGGACUGGAGCCCGGAGACCUACCAGGGAUGGAUUUUGCCCAAAUGUACCAAGUGUACAAGUCGAGGCGGGGAAUAAAGCGGAGUGAAGACAGCAAGGAGACCUACAAACUGCCGCACCGGCUCAUCGAGAAAAAGAGACGUGACCGGAUUAACGAGUGCAUCGCCCAACUGAAGGAUCUCCUACCCGAACAUCUCAAACUUACAACUCUGGGUCACCUGGAGAAAGCAGUGGUUCUUGAACUCACCUUGAAGCACGUGAAAGCGCUGACGAACCUAAUUGAGCAGCAGCAGCAGAAAAUCAUGGCCCUGCAGAGCGGCCUCCAAGCUGGUGAGCUGUCAGGAAGAAACGUGGAAGCAGGUCAAGAGAUGUUCUGUUCGGGUUUCCAGACGUGUGCCCGGGAGGUGCUGCAGUACCUGGCCAAGCACGAGAACACUCGGGACCUGAAGUCUUCGCAGCUCGUAACCCACCUGCACCGGGUGGUCUCGGAGCUGCUGCAGGGCGGCACCUCCCGGAAGGUGGCAGAUCCAGCUCCCAAAGCCAUGGACUUCAAGGAGAAGCCCAGCUCCCUGGCCAAAAGCUCCGAAGGCCCUGGGAAGAACUGUGUGCCCGUCAUUCAGCGGACUUUCGCUCACUCGAGUGGGGAGCAGAGUGGCAGCGACACAGACACAGACAGUGGCUAUGGAGGCGAGUUGGAGAAAGGUGACUUGCGCAGCGAGCAGCCGUACCUCAAAAAUGAUCAUGGACGCAGGUUCACUGCAGGAGAACGGAUCGGUGCUAUUAAGCAAGAAUCCGAAGAACCCCCCACAAAAAAGAGCAGAAUGCAGCUCUCAGAUGAUGAAGGCCGCUUCCCUAGCAGUGACCUGAUCAGCUCCCCAUUCCUGGGCCCACACCCACACCAGCCCCCUUUUUGCCUGCCCUUCUAUCUGAUCCCACCGUCAGCAACGGCCUACCUGCCCAUGCUGGAGAAGUGCUGGUACCCCACCUCUGUCCCCCUGUUAUACCCAGGCCUCAAUGCCUCCGCUGCAGCCCUCUCCAGCUUCAUGAACCCAGACAAGAUCUCGGGUCCCUUGCUCAUGCCCCAGAGACUCCCUUCUCCCUUGCCACCCCAUCCGGCCAUUGAUUCUUCCACCCUGCUCCAAGCCUUGAAGCAGAUCCCCCCUUUAAACUUAGAAACCAAAGACUAGACUCUUUAGGGGAUCCUGCUGCAUCGCUUCUCAUCCUCCCUUCUUCCAAAAAAAAAAAAAAGUGUGUGAGUGCAGCCAGGUUGUUUGGUGCGUGUGCCGAGGUCGCUGGGGCAUGGGGAGAGAGCUGGGUGUGUGUGCGUGUGUGGCGUGUGUUGGUUUAAGAUGUUAAAGCUCCUUUUGGCCCAGGGAAGACAUGAAGGAUUGCCUGCCAUCAGGAGAUUUAGGGGGAUUGUAGCAGACCUCUGGGCUUUUCCCCACCCAGAGAAUAACCCCCUCUGAUACGAAUCAGCUGGAUUUUCAAAAGCUUCAACGUCUUGGUCUAUGAGUCAAUCUUCACUUUGGGAUCUGGGUCUGUGGCUUUGAGAAAAAGGUACUUUCAAAAGAGGGCUUUCCAAAGCACAGUUCCCAGCCAGCUCUUCGACCCCACCCUUCUCCCUUGUGUUGUUGCCAUGACUCACUGCACAGGGAGAGGGCAGCCAGGCUGAGCUCUCUGCAAAGUGGUGAGGUAGCAGACACUGGCCUCGCACGGUAGUGGUUUGGGGAGAUUUCCGCAGGUCUGCUCCCCACCCCUGCCUCGACGAACAAAGAGAAUGUAGUUCCCUCCUCCGGCUUUCGUAUUGAUUAGCUUACUGCGGAACUGAAAGGGCCUUCAGACAAGCCAGCUGCCGAGGGAUGUGAGCAGUCCCCCGGGGCCCUGGGCACCUGUUUCUAGGUCUCACCUUAGAAAGUCUUGCUGUCCAGGGAACGGAACCAGGGUCUGAGAGGUGCCGAUGCCGAUGUUCCCAGCGCCCCAAAGUGCGUCAGGCUGAGUAACAAGUCGCUGCCUUCCACAAGCAAAGCUAGACUCGGUGUUCUCUCCUGAAGCUUCUCUGAACCAAGCUCAGCUUCUCCAAGGCCCACCCAACCCUAACGAGCCCCUUUCUGUAGGCUUAUCCCCUCGCCCCGCGGCACAUGGAGUGUCCUUAUCGCUGGAAAGGAUUCUGUCUCCUUCAGAGAACUUUUAUUUUUGGUCCAGAGGACUUGUUUUCUGACUUGUCCAGCCAGCCCUGCACCAGCUUUUCAAAAUGCACUAUGCUUGAUCGCAGAUCGCGUUUUAACUCUUUCGUUUCCUGUUUUUAUUUUGGUAUCAAGUCGUUGCCUUUAUUUGUAAAACUGUUAUAAAUAUAUAUUAUAUAAAUAUAUUAAAGAGGAAACUGUUUCAGAUGUUUAUUUGUAUAAUUACUUGAUCUACAAAGUGAGAAAAAAUGAAUGUAUUCCUGUUUUUUGAAGAGGAGAAUAAUUUUUUUCUCUAGGGAGAGGUACAGUGUUUAUAUUUCGGAGCCUUCCUGAAGGUGUGAAAUUGUAAAUAUUUUUAUCUAUGAGUCGAUGUCCAGUAGUUGUUUUAAAGUACUUAAUAAAAUAAC